This is a messenger RNA of Armigeres subalbatus, 8603 nucleotides long. Its product is annotated as serine/threonine-protein phosphatase 6 regulatory ankyrin repeat subunit B-like. The coding region runs from base 22 to 5538 and encodes 1838 amino acids. Gene Ontology annotation, biological process: protein localization to ciliary inversin compartment. Gene Ontology annotation, molecular function: protein binding. Gene Ontology annotation, cellular component: ciliary inversin compartment. NCBI's taxonomy places the organism in Eukaryota, Metazoa, Arthropoda, Insecta, Diptera, Culicidae. The record is from RefSeq and is a predicted model, not a curated record. The transcript has a single exon.
CUACAUUUCGUCGCUCUCAAAAUGCAGAAUCUUGGCAAGGGAACGGUGUUCUUAAUUCAUUUGGAUAAAAUACAAAAAUCAUUAAAGGAAGAAGCGUUAGAUAAUGUGCUGAAUAUACUCACUCCAGUUUUGUCUCCUAGCAACUUCAAACGUAUUCUGGAUGCCAUUAACAAGCCAAUGGAAACUGAACCAAUCACGAUAUUUUUUGACGGGUUUGAUGAAAUCCACGAGGUCAACAGGGAUGUAAUCUGUAACCUGUUCAAAGCUCUUCUAAAAUCGGAGAGCUUACGAUUAAUAAUCAGCGGAAGGAAACACAUUGAGCAGAUUCUGACAGAAACUUUCAACACAGUUAAUGUUAAACCAGUUACGUUAUCAAUACUUCCAUUGGGAGAUGAAAAUCGAAAACUUAUCAUAAAAAGAAUCUGGAAUGUGUCCGACGAUCAUGAAAACCUGUUUAACGAAUAUUCUUCAAGAUUGCUUGGCAAAAUUGAAGUCGUUAUUCCGCUUGCGGACAAAAUCUUGGCAGUGGCUUUCAAAGACAGAUUCAAAGAUGUCUGCGUCAAAAAUGAACAGGAUCAGAGAAAUGAAUUGGACGAACUUGAACGAAAUCAAUUUGAUCAAGUAAAAAUUUAUGAAAUGUUCUUUAACACGGUUUUUAGAACGACAGCAACAGUUACAGAAUUGAGUGAAAUCAGAUCUUUAUAUGACUCAUGUGUCCUAGGCAGCUUUGACCAACAUUCAUUGUUGGCAAUGAAAACACUUGACGUAAAGGAAUUGGAUGACCUUUUCAGAAAUCCAGGAAAACAAGAAAGUUUGGCUAAUUUCCGGCAAAAGUGUCUAAAAACUUCUGAGAAAUCAAUACUUAUUGAAAUUGUUGACAAAGAUAUUGAAUUUACUCACCAAACUUAUGCAGAAUUUCUGAUAGCCAAAUAUUUAUUUGACCAUCUCUACGACUACAAGACCCUCUUGUCAGAUAUAUUUCGGCAACACGAAAGCAUAAAACAAUUUACCAUGAUGAUGAUUGAAAAUUAUUUUGUACAAAUUUUCAACAAAAACGGUGAAGACAAAAAAAAAUCGUUUUCAAAUUGUCUUGAAGUAGUUUUCGGAGAAUGUAAUCCAAUAGCAUUCUUUGCGUGUGAGUGCAGUUGUAUAGAAUUGCUCAAAACAUUCCUCGAAAAAAAUGAAAAACUACCAAAGAAUUUUGAAGGAUACGAUAAAAUGCUGCAUGUGGCGACUAGAAACGGAAGUUUAGAAAUUUGCUCCCUUCUCAUAAAUGAUUACACGUUCGAUGUCAAUGAACCACUAAAUGAUAAUCCACCAAUCUGUAUUGCAGCUGAGAACGGAUACAAAGGAGUUGUUGAGCUGUUAUUAUCAAAAGGAGCCGAACCAAAUGUACAAGAUCAAAAAGGUUGGUACCCUUUGCUCUAUGCCGCUAGAAACGGUCAAAACGAAAUAGUUUGUUUGAUAAUCGACAAAGGUGCAGACAUCAAGCUAUCGAACAAAGAUGGCUCAACAGCAAUGCAUUUCGCUGCUUCAAACGGAAGAGUGGAUGUUUUGAGAACUUUGAUAGAUAAAAAUGCAGAAAUAAAUGCACAAAAUGAUUAUGGUUGGACGCCUCUGCACUAUGCCGUCCAAAAAGAUGACAAAGAAGCAAUAGUUUUGUUGAUCGACAAAAAUGCAGACAUCAAGCUAUCGGAGAAAAAUGGCACAACAGCAAUGCAUAUCGCUGCCUCAAACGGAGGAGUAGAUGUUUUGAAAAUUUUGAUCGAUAAAAAGGCAAACAUAAAUGUACAAAAUGAAUAUGGUUGGACGCCUCUGCACUAUGCCGCUCAAAAAGGUCACAACGAUGCAGUGGAUUUGUUGAUUGAAAAAGGUGCAGUCAUCGAGUUAUCGGACAAAAAGGGCUCAACAGCAAUGCAUGCAGCUGCCUCAAACGGAAGAGUGGAUGUAUUGAGGACUUUGAUCGAUAAAAAGGCAAACAUCAAUGCACACCCUGGAAAUGGUUGGACGCCUCUGCAUAAUGCCGCUCAAGAAGGUCACAGUGAUGCAGUGCUUUUGUUGAUUGACAAUGGUGCCAACAUCGAAAUAUCGGAUCAAAAUGGCUCAACAGCAAUGCAUAUCGCUGCGUCAAAGGGAAGAGUGGAUGUUUUGAGCACUUUGAUCGAUAAAAAUGCAAACAUAAAUGCACAAAAUAAAUAUGGUUUGACGCCUCUGCACUAUGCCGCUCAAGAAGGUCACAAUGAUGCAGUGCUUUUGUUGAUUGACAAUGGUGCCAACAUCGAAAUAUCGGAUCAAAAUGGCUCAACAGCAAUGCAUAUCGCUGCCUCAAACGGAAGAGUGGAUGUUUUGAGGACUUUGAUCGAUAAAAAAGCAAACAUCAAUGCACACCCUGGAAAUGGUUGGACGCCUCUGCAUAAUGCCGCUCAAGAAGGUCACAGGGAUGCAGUGCUUUUGUUGAUUGACAAUGGUGCAGACAUCGAAAUAUCGGAUCAAAAUGGCUCAACAGCAAUGCAUAUCGCUGCCUCAAAGGGAAGAGUGGAUGUUUUGAGCAUUUUGAUCGAUAAAAAUGCAAACAUAAAUGCACAAAAUAAAUAUGGUUUGACGCCUCUGCACUAUGCCGCUCAAGAAGGUCACAAUGAUGCAGUGCUUUUGUUGAUUGACAAUGGUGCAAACAUCGAAAUAUCGGAUCAAAAUGGUUCAACAGCAAUGCAUCUCGCUGCGUCAAACGGAAGAGUGGAUGUUUUGAGCACUUUGAUCGAUAAAAAGGCAAACAUUAAUGCACAUCCUGGAAAUGGUUGGACGCCUCUGCACAAUGCCGCUCAAGAAGGUCACAAUGAUGCAGUGCUUUUGUUGAUUGACAAAGGUGCAAACAUCGAAAUAUCGGAUCAAAAUGGUUCAACAGCAAUGCAUAUCGCUGCCUCAAAGGGAAGAAUGGAUGUUUUGAGCACUUUGAUCGAUAAAAAUGCAAACAUAAAUGUACAAAAUGAAAAUGGUUUGACGCCUCUGCACUAUGCCGCUCAAGAAGGUCAUAGUGAUGCAGUGCUUUUGUUGAUUGACAAUGGUGCAGACAUCGAAUUAUCGAAUAAAAAUGGCUUAACAGCAAUGCAAGUCGCUGACGCAAACGGAAGGGUGGAUGUUUUGAGCACUUUGAUCAAUAAAAAGGCAAACAUCAAUGCACAUCCUGGAAAUGGUUGGACGCCUCUGCACAAUGCCGCUCAAGAAGGUCACAAUGAUGCAGUGCUUUUGUUGAUUGACAAAGGUGCAAACAUCGAAAUAUCGGAUCAAAAUGGCUCAACAGCAAUGCAUAUCGCUGCCUCAAAGGGAAGAAUGGAUGUUUUGAGCACUUUGAUCGAUAAAAAUGCAAACAUAAAUGCACAAAAUAAAUAUGGUUUGACGCCUCUGCACUAUGCCGCUCAAGAAGGUCACAGUGAUGCAGUGCUUUUGCUGAUUGACAAAGGUGCAAACAUCGAAUUAUCGGAUCAAAAUGGCUCAACUGCAAUGCAUGCGGCUGCCUCAAACGGAAGAGUGGAUGUUUUGAGCACUUUGAUCGAUAAAAAGGCAAACAUCAAUGCACAUCCUGAAAAUGGUUUGACGCCUCUGCACUAUGCCGCUCAAGAAGGUCACAAUGAUGCAGUGCUUUUGCUGAUUGACAAAGGUGCAAACAUCGAAAUAUCGGAUCAAAAUGGCUCAACAGCAAUGCAUAUCGCUGCCUCAAAGGGAAGAAUUGAUGUUUUGAGCACUUUGAUCGAUAAAAAUGCAAACAUAAAUGCACAAAAUAAAUAUGGUUUGACGCCUCUGCACUAUGCCGCUCAAGAAGGUCACAAUGAUGCAGUGCUUUUGUUGAUUGACAAUGGUGCCAACAUCGAAAUAUCGGAUAAAAAUGGCUCAACAGCAAUGCAUAUCGCUGCCUCAAACGGAAGAGUGGAUGUUUUGAGGACUUUGAUCGAUAAAAAAGCAAACAUCAAUGCACACCCUGGAAAUGGUUGGACGCCUCUGCAUAAUGCCGCUCAAGAAGGUCACAGGGAUGCAGUGCUUUUGCUGAUUGACAAUGGUGCAGACAUCGAAAUAUCGGAUCAAAAUGGCUCAACAGCAAUGCAUAUCGCUGCCUCAAAGGGAAGAGUGGAUGUUUUGAGCAUUUUGAUCGAUAAAAAUGCAAACAUAAAUGCACAAAAUAAAUAUGGUUUGACGCCUCUGCACUAUGCCGCUCAAGAAGGUCACAAUGAUGCAGUGCUUUUGUUGAUUGACAAUGGUGCAAACAUCGAAAUAUCGGAUCAAAAUGGCUCAACAGCAAUGCAUAUCGCUGCGUCAAACGGAAGAGUGGAUGUUUUGAGCACUUUGAUCGAUAAAAAGGCAAACAUCAAUGCACAUCCUGGAAAUGGUUGGACGCCUCUGCACAAUGCCGCUCAAGAAGGUCACAGUGAUGCAGUGCUUUUGUUGAUUGACAAAGGUGCAAACAUCGAAAUAUCGGAUCAAAAUGGUUCAACAGCAAUGCAUAUCGCUGCCUCAAAGGGAAGAAUGGAUGUUUUGAGCACUUUGAUCGAUAAAAAUGCAAACAUAAAUGUACAAAAUGAAAAUGGUUUGACGCCUCUGCACUAUGCUGCUCAAGAAGGUCAUAGUGAUGCAGUGCUUUUGCUGAUUGACAAUGGUGCAGACAUCGAAAUAUCGGAUCAAAAUGGUUCAACAGCAAUGCAUAUCGCUGCCUCAAAGGGAAGAAUGGAUGUUUUGAGCACUUUGAUCGAUAAAAAUGCAAACAUAAAUGCACAAAAUAAAUAUGGUUUGACGCCUCUGCACUAUGCCGCUCAAGAAGGUCACAGUGAUGCAGUGCUUUUGCUGAUUGACAAAGGUGCAAACAUCGAAUUCUCGGAUCAAAAUGGCUCAACUGCAAUGCAUGCAGCUGCCUCAAACGGAAGAGUGGAUGUUUUGAGCACUUUGAUCGAUAAAAAGGCAAACAUCAAUGCACAUCCUGGAAAUGGUUUGACGCCUCUGCACUAUGCCGCUCAAGAAGGUUACAGUGAUGCAGUGCUUUUGCUGAUUGACAAAGGUGCAAACAUCGAAAUAUCGGAUCAAAAUGGCUCAACAGCAAUGCAUAUCGCUGCCUCAAAGGGAAGAAUGGAUGUUUUGAGCACUUUGAUCGAUAAAAAUGCAAACAUAAAUGCACAAAAUAAAUAUGGUUUGACGCCUCUGCACUAUGCCGCUCAAGAAGGUCACAAUGAUGCAGUGCUUUUGUUGAUUGACAAAGGCGCAAACAUCGAAUUAUCGGAUAAAAAUGGCUUAACAGCAAUGCAAGUCGCUGACGCAAACGGAAGGGUGGAUGUUUUGAGAACUUUGACCGAUAAAAAGGCAAACAUCAAUGCACAUCCUGGAAAUGGUUGGACGCAUCUGCACAAUGCCGCUCAAGAAGGUCACAAUGAUGCAGUGCUUUUGUUGAUUGACAAAGGUGCAAACAUCGAAUUAUCGGACAAAAAUGGCUUAACAGCAAUGCAAGUCGCUGACGCAAACGGAAGGAUGGAUGUUUUGAGCACUUUGAACGAACGAUAAAAAACUAAAAGGUGCAACCCAAUCGGAUCAAUGGACACGCCUUUCGAAUGUGCGUUGAGGCUCUGAACGUUCAGACUCAUCAAAACCGCUGAGUGAUCGGAAUUUCCCAGAAAUGUGAUAAGUUCAUCACGGAUCAUCACUAGCCUAUGGUUUUCCAAACGUCGCAUCUCAUCUCGGAGGUCUUUCAUUUUGGGAGUGUUGCUGCCUUUGUUAUGAUGAAAGAUGAAGGAAUUAGUGGAGUUUGUCAAGUAAAGCCCUUGUAGUGAGCUUACACGUGACAAAGCAACGUACACGAGCUGCUGGUCCUGACCUUUGUCAUAGUCCACACCAAUUUAAGCAAACGUACCUCCUUGCGAUUUGUGGAAUGUCAACGCGCAAGCCCUGACGACGGGAAACUGUAUCCGUUUGCACUUUGCAGUGUUGAAAUAUGUCAAAGUCAAUGCAGUGAAAAACAUGGAUCUCAGCAUAUUCUCCGGUCAAUAUCAUCGCCGCCGUCGUGAGUGCGACUGUAAGGCAGCCAAAAAAUCAUCCCAACACCAACCAUUCCAUUUAGCAUUCAACCCAACACAAGUCGCGCUGGCAAGCUGCUCAGUUCGUGCGUUACCGCAUUAAUAUGAGUGGCCCAUUUAAACGUGUGGUGAUUUUUUGUCAUUUGCUGGAUUUUUUUUCUUGAGCAAGGGUAAACGGAAAUCUGCAACCAGACACCUGAGGAGGUAACUCAGGUAGUGUGGGGAUGGGUAUGUCAUGGAACUCUUACCCGACCCACUAAAACCAAAACCCUUUCGCCAGUCCGUACCCCCGGCCCGCAAUAAGGCAAUACAUCAGGGGGGGACUAUUGAGAACACCCACGCCUAUGUUAACGCACUUGACGCUAAUACACACAACAUCGCCUUCAAGGGUGGUAACCUCACCACCCGUCGAUCGCAAGCUAUGAUAGUAACCUAGCGGUCCGUAUCAUAAUCUCACGAGCACCCCGACAACAAACCACCGCGCAUGAACCGCAAUGGCCUCUAUAUCUACAUUAGACUGGCCCAGGAAACAAAAAGUUGUGUAAUUCCACGGGGCACCCCCCAGGAUUGUGUCUUUGGGUGAGAAAAUCAAUCUCUGAAAAUUUCAGCUCAAUCGCUUGUUGCAUAAGCUGGCGCAUUUGAUUUGAAGUUUGUAUGGGGAUUUCAGCCAAAAUGUAUAGGAAAAUACACCUCCGUCACUCAUUCGAUCUGGAAAUUGGUUCUGAUUGCUCGAUUGACCUCAAAAUUGCAAAAACGGCAGUUGGUAUGCUACAGAACAAUUUCACAGAACAUUGUAUGAUGAUUAAAUGAACUUUUAUAUAGGUUUUGGCUGAUGCGAUUCGAUAAAAAAAUCCAAAAAUACAGAAAUCAGCUCCUAAUAAAUUAGCCGAAAACUAUAUAAAAAUUCAUUUAAUCAUCAUGCAAUGUUCUGUGAAAUUGUUCUGUAGCAUACCAACUGCCGUUUUUGCAAUUCUGAGGUCAAUCGAGCAAUCAGCACCAAUUUCCAGAUCGAAUAAGUGACGGAGGUGUAUUUUCCUAUACAUUUUGGCUGAAAUCCCCAUACAAACUUCGAAUCAAAUGCGCCAGCUUAUGCAACAAGCGAUUGAGCUGAAAUUUUCAGAGAUUGAUGUUCUCACCCAAAGACACAAUUCUGGGGGGUGCCCCGUGGAAUUCGACAACAUUUUUUCUCCCCAUACUAAUCUGGGCCAGUCUAAUCUACAUACUGAGGUCCCCGCAGCCCACCCGAGACAUGUUGGUUGUCGGGGUGAGCAAAGUGUUCACUGCAUCACAGGUGCCCUUACUGCAUUCGUUGGUUUUGUUCAAGACGCCACCACCGCUGCAGUUUCGACAUAAUCUGUUGAGAUGCUGUGUUCAUCGCAUUCCAUAUAACUUCCUCCCGGCACAUCCUCUCGACGGAACAUCACAUGCUCUGCCGACUCUACCUCCUCACCCACACAUUCGAACACUCCGCAGAAUUUGCGGAGCCAAACCUGUGUAGGAUUUUUUUAAAGCAACCAUGUUCAGACAACACCUGCGUUAGGUGGAAGUUGACCUGACCAUGUUUUCUAUCGACCCAGUUGGACACAUCCGGAAUCAGUCUGAGGGUCCAACGACCUUUGACUGCGGUCACCGGUCAUUGAUUGUUCCUUCCUCCAGGUUAAUGUUUAAAUAAUGAAAUAAUCGUCAAAAUUGGUAAUCGAUCAAGUAAUGGUUAAGUAGUUCCCUUUGAAAUUUGAAAACAAAUUUUCAUAUCAAAAUUAAAAAUGAAUGCUUUACUGAUAAAUUGAAAAAAAAACUCAAUUCAAACGUUAGGUAUCAACUGAAUAUAUACAACAGAACCAAUAGAGCCACGUGCUAAAUGACAUUUGAAACAUUUUUAAUUUGUACUAUUUUCAAACCAUAUUAAUUCAAAUAAAAAAAUACCUCAUAUUAAAAACUUCACGGCAAAGAAGACCACUCGAGGAAAUUAAAAAUGUACACAAAUGUACAAGAGAUUGUAAAAAAAAGAAAAAAAAAUACUGAAAAAUUCGAACGAAAUCCUUAGAAUUCAGAAUUCGGGGUCUCCAGUUAGCCUUGCGAGCUAAUGCGUAGGAUCGCCAAUCCGGAGAAGGCGAGUUCAAUUCUUGUUCCGGUCAAUAAUGUUUUCGGGUGGGGAACAUUCUUGACUUCCUGGGCAAAGUGUAUCUAUGGUGCUUGCCGCACAAGUUACAUACUCACGCAAUGGUGGGUAUAGAAAGCUUUCAAUUAAUAACUUAGGGAAUGCGAAUAGAAUACUAGCUGAAAAGCAAUUCAAGUUCUAAUUGGAAUGUAGACCCAUCGAAGAAGAAGAAGGAGAUCCUCGAAAAAAAAAUUUAAACUCCUGUUUAUACAACAUCCAGGUGAAAUUAUUCAUAUUGAUCGUCAGUUGCCUUGUGCUAUGUAAUCCUGAGAGAAACUGAAGUAUGCAUCAAAAAAGAAUCACUAUAGAUUUGACUGAUUAGGUCGAAAGUUUAAAAAUAUAAUAACUCUAUUCAUAGUGUAGGUAAAGAGAUUCAAUAAAAUAAAUUUGUGUGAAAA